UUUAUGUAAAAGUAGUUAUAUAAAUUACUUGAUAUUUUUUAUUAUUUUAUUGAAGUAUUUUCUAAUUUCAAUAUAAUUAUGAAACUUUUCACUAGAUUAUUAUUAUUUACAGUUUUAAUGUGUGAAUCUCAACUUGCAUCAUGCGAUCAUUCCAAAGUUGAAAAAAUACUAAAUUCACUCAUUGAAAAAUGUUUUGCGGAUAAAAGUUUACAAUAUUUUCAAUGACAAAAGUAUUAAGUUGUGAAUAUGUCUCAUACUUGUCGAGUAAUGUAAACAUCUUUAUUUCUUAUUUCAAUGUUUGUAUGAACAUGAAUGAGGAACAAAAUAAAGAGGCUACAAUAAAAUGUUUACAAAAUCUUAAGACAUGUACUACUAAAGUAAAUACUGUAAUUACUUACUUUAUAAGUGCGUUGGAUUAUUUAAGUAACCUGACUGAUAUGGACUUGGAAACAUUUGUAAAUGAUUAUACAACCAUAUUGAAAGAAUUUAAGAAUUUCGAAAAAUUUUUACCAAAUCAUCUUUCUUCGGAUGCUGAAAACGUCAUAAUAAAUGAAAGUGACAUUUUAGAAUUAAAUAGAAAUAUUCAAGACAAACAAAACAAAGUUAAUAAUUGGACUCCAAUAUACUGUAAUAAUAUUUUUAAUGAAUCACCUGGUGAUGAAGUAAAUUACUUAAAAUUAUCAAGUGUAUUAAGCGAUGAAGAAUUAUUUAGUCUAUAUAUUAACGAUCCCACUAUUAUGCAUGAAAAAUAUAUGAAAAUCCUUAAUGAAAUUAUUGUAAAGUAUUAUAAAGAACUUGGAUUUAAAUACGUUAAUGAAACUAAUAAAACUAUUUAUAAUAUUUAAUAUUAUAUUAAAUUUCGAAUUUUAAAUUUUAAUCAAUUAUAUAUCAGUAAAUGUAUUUUGAGAAAAUAAAAUAAAUAGAAAUUAUAA
Daktulosphaira vitifoliae (grape phylloxera) is the source of this 932-nucleotide messenger RNA. RefSeq lists its product as uncharacterized. The record is from RefSeq and is a predicted model, not a curated record. The coding region runs from base 222 to 845 and encodes 207 amino acids. NCBI's taxonomy places the organism in Eukaryota, Metazoa, Arthropoda, Insecta, Hemiptera, Phylloxeridae. The transcript is spliced from 2 exons.